This is a messenger RNA of Penicillium antarcticum, 681 nucleotides long. Its product is annotated as putative DRAP deaminase. Gene Ontology annotation, molecular function: catalytic activity. Lineage: Eukaryota; Fungi; Ascomycota; Eurotiomycetes; Eurotiales; Aspergillaceae. The record is from RefSeq and is a predicted model, not a curated record. The coding region runs from base 1 to 681 and encodes 226 amino acids. The transcript has a single exon.
AUGACGACAAACGUCUCCCCUCACAUACCCUACAUAAAGAAGUGCCUCUCCCUAGCUGAACAAUCACCACCCCGUCCAACAAACUUCCGAGUCGGCGCCCUCUUGCUCUCCCGCCAAGACAACGACCCAAUUUUCGCCGACGACCGCAUCCUCUCAACAGGCUACACAAUGGAACUAGCAGGUAACACCCACGCCGAGCAAUGCUGUUUCUCCAACUACGCAGCGGUACACAAAGUUGCAGACGACCAAAUCAGCACAAUCCUCCCCGCUGAGGCUGGCCGCAAGCUUAUCAUGUACGUAACGAUGGAGCCGUGCGGAAAACGGCUAUCGGGGAAUGCGCCGUGUGCGCAGCGUAUUGCGCGGACGACGGAGGGCGGUAGAGAAGGCGUUCAUAAGGUUUAUUUUGGAGUUAAGGAGCCGAAGACUUUUGUGGGUGAGUCUGAGGGGUGUAGGAUGAUGACUGAGGCGGGCAUUGAGUGGGAGCAUGUCUCUGGAUUGGAACGGGAGAUUUUGUCGGUUGCUUUUGCUGGUCAUGAGAAUGGGGAGGAGGAGGUUAGGGCUGCUCUUGGUGAGAAGGGCACUAAUGUUGAUGAUAUUAGUCCUGAGGAGAGGAGAAGGCAAGAGGAGGCCCCGCGGAAUCCAAAGAAGAGGAUGAUGGAGGGGGAAAUUUCUCUCUAUUGA